CUGAAUGAUACUAUUGGGGGAAAAGCGAAACGACCCAAAACAGAGACAGAAACAGAGACUUCUCUCCCCCUCCCCCGAUUGGAAGGGAAGUGACCCUACCAUUCAAUCUCCAUUGCUCAAUUCUGCAAAUUUAACUCCUGGAUUCAACUUCUUAAGUGUAGAAAUGGGUCUUGCAGCACCCAAGAGAGCAACACCUACUACAGAUGAAAUUCAGCAGGAAACGGGUAAAAGGUCGCAUGGAGAAUGUAUAAGUUUCAUGUUUGAAACCGUUCCACGCAAGCGAAGAUCAGACAGACAAAAGGAAACUGCCAAAGGUAAUGAUCACUUAGCUACCGGUUGAGUGUUAAUUCAUUUUGACUUAAUAAUCACCUAGCUACUGGUUGAGUGGUAAUUCGUUUUGACCUAAUGAUCACUUAUCUUACAUCAGUACAUUAGAUUCUGACUUAAUAAUCACUUGGCUACUGGUUGAGUGAAUUUUUUCCAUUGUUGAACUCUCCUAAUUUACUGAAGGAUCAGGUUUCUAUUUUAAUGCAUCUUUGUUCAGCUAGAAGCCAGAAUAAUUUCUAUAACUGCUGGAAGCAGCUUAAAUAUGGAGUAAACUAGGGGGAAUGAUUUAAGAUAAAACUUUUUUAUGGAGGGAUGAACCAGUAAUUAACCAGAAUUGACUUGAGAAUCUAAUGUACUGAUGAGGGGGAAUGGGGGCCUCCAAUGAUUGAUUUACACAUUACAAAUGUUAGAAGGUUUGAUGAGCUGUUGAGACACCCUUUUUUGUUCCCUUUUCUUUUCCUAUUGUCGCCAAAGUUUAGUGUGAUUGCGCAAGAGUUGUGAGGGGUUACCCGUUAGAAAUGUUCAUGUCCGCACCCCUCAUUUCUUAUUCCAUCUGUGUGAAAUAUCUAUGGCAUCGUCAGUCUGAAACCAAAAUAAAUGAGCAGCGUUGUGUUCGGCCUUCAGCCGGCAUGAAAAAUUGUCGAAUUUCAUGUAUGGUUAACUGAAGACAUUACGUGUAGAUAAAAACAUGAUAUUCUGAUAGGAUUUAUGUAGCCAAUGCCACAUACUAGGUAUAGGCUUAAUUUUUGUUUUCUGACAGAGAAGGAGCUUACGAUUGCUUCGGGAGCAUGCUGGGACUUUACAAGACUUCCUGUUCUCUUCACCCCAGAGGGCGACAAUCCCAUUACAAUCCAAGAGCUCCCAAGUAAAAAUGAUCUUCUGUAUCAACGCAGAGCCAAAUCCACAUCGGAUGUGAGUAUCGUCCAUAAUACCACGGCAAACCCUUCCCCUUCUCGAAGGUUGCGAGUUCGUGGACAGAAAAGAGGUCUGGUAAACUCCUGUCAACAAGGGAAGUUGGACUCCAAUACAUUUGAGAUUUUUAUGGAGCAUAUAUGGAACACUUGUCCUGAAGAGAGCAGGAAAUCCUUCUCCUACCUCGAUUGCUUGUGGUUUUUCCGGUACUCGCAGAAAUCUGAGAAAGAAAAGGUGUUGAAUUGGGUUAAGAAGAAGGACAUAUUCUCCAAAAAACAUAUCUUGGUUCCUAUUGUAUUGUGGUCUCAUUGGAGUCUUUUGAUUUUAUGCAACUUUGGUUCAAGUGUUCAACCUAUAUAUCCUUGCGUGUUGUUAUUGGAUUCUCUUCAACAAACAAAUCCUCGCUGGCUCGAACCUGGAAUAAGAAAGUUUAUAUUAGACAUCUAUCAUACUUACGGGAUACCUGCAACUAUGGAGUCUAUUCGCAAAAUCCCUUUUCUGAUUCCCAAGGCAAGUUGCUCUGAGCCUUUUUUUUAUCUUAACCAAGUGAUAAGGUUGUUUGCUAGUGAUUCAAAUUGCAAACGGUUCCUGUAUCAGGUCCCGCAGCAGAGAAAUGGUGAAGAGUGCGGAACUUUUGUUCUGUACUACAUCAAAUUGUUCAUAGAGAAUGCUCCACAAGAUUUUAGUAUCUGCGGUCCCAAGGGCUACCCUUACUUCAUGAAAGAGGACUGGUUCACGCUUGAAGAGUUCGAUAGCUUCUGGAAAGAACUGGAAGUCAAAAGAAAUUCUAUGAGCUUGGUGAAAUAGAGCUCAACAAGGGGAAGUCAAAAGAAAUUCUAUGAGCUUGGUGAAAUAGAGCUCAACAAGGCUCUAGGCAGCUGUUUGUACAGUUUUUGCGUAUAACCUAAAGACCGAAUGGAGAUUUAACUCAUCUAAUCUUGUGUUAGGACUUAUCUUUUUAUGUAAAUAUUUUUAGCUAUCUUCAGGACAUCGUUUGGCCUUCAUGCUAAAUGUUAAGAUUCCACUAGCGCCUCCAUUGGUUAAUCUUUUCAAUGAUAGUUAUGUCCCUUUUCAGCUC
Messenger RNA from Oldenlandia corymbosa var. corymbosa, 2317 nucleotides. NCBI's taxonomy places the organism in Eukaryota, Viridiplantae, Streptophyta, Magnoliopsida, Gentianales, Rubiaceae. The record is from the annotation of a GenBank genome assembly.